UAGACGGCUACGAUGUUUUCCUCAAUACAUGUGGAAAGGUUUUGAAGGGUUGGAUUACCCUGUAAGGAGAUGGCCAAGGGAAAACCCUAGAAGCAGCCACACCUUAGGGCCAUUAUCCAGGCCCAUGCCCGGAUGGAUCCUUUGAUCCUUUGAAUUUUGCCAACACUCGCCGUCAAAAUUCAUUUCCUCUCUCCACCAAGUGAUCUCGGCCUAGACCUGUAAGUGCGAUUCUAAAACCCUAAUAAUUUAUUUUCAUUUUCUGUAUCAAUAUUUCGUUCUUUAUACUUUGAUUCGGAAUCGGAUCAUCAAUGGAGGAGAUUUGAAACCCCUUUCUCUACAGAGCCCUUCUUUCCUUUUUCCUAUCAAGGUUAGAUUUUUUUUUCAAUUUCAAAACCACUUCAAAUCCAGAUUCUAUUUGUCACUUUGCUUGAGCUUAUGGAUCCUUCCAUUUGCUAGUCAUAAAACCCUUUAACCCAAAUCUGAUUAUUUCAAUUCUAAAGAGGUCUCUGUACUUGAACUUGUCAAUGUCUUAUCCACUGACCCAGAUAUCCUAUAUAGGAGUUUAGAAAACCUUAUAAUUCAUUUUUUUUUUCAAUUUCAUCAUGAACAUUGUUGGUACUGAUGAAUACACAUUUGCGGUUCUCCAAUGAACAAGGUUUCCUCCUAUAUAACUAAUUGAGAAAGUGAAGCUCAACAUACAGGUUUUGAGAGAUGAAGGUGUCGCUCAAUCAAAAUAAUGUCAAGUUUCUAAUCAACCAACCGACAUCACUGAUGAUAAGAGCACUGUUAAAUUUAAGGACAUUGCACAAGAGAUUAUGGGUAUGGGUUUUGAUCUUUACAAAACUGCAUUGCUUAGUGCUAUUCAAGAGGAAAUGGGGUUGGUCAGAAGCUCAAAUUCAAAAUGCAUUUAUGUUACAUCCUCAGUGUAUGAAACACUUUGAAAAGAAGAUAUCGAUGACAAUGGAUUACCUUGUGAAUCAAAUGGGUAUUGCCAGAUGCCCAAUGAUUUUGCAUUAUAGCUUGGAGAAGACGUUUAUACCAAGGCUAGCUGUUAACCGAAUUUUAACAGCUAAGGUUCUGAUAAAGGAUAUAAUUUUCUUACAAACAAUUUUGCAUGUGGGUAAGGAGUCUUUCCUAGGCAAGUUUGUCAGCAAGUAUGAGCAAGAAGCUCCUGAAGUAUUGAAGAACUCUCAUAAGAAAUUGUUGGCUGAUGUUGAUGUCACAGCUCAAUUAUACAAAGAUUUCUCUGGGAAAGAUAAGGCCUUUUCAGACAGGUUUUUGAAACCAUAUGAAGAAGAAGCUCCUGAAUUGGUGAAGCUAUUCCAAGAUCAGUUGAAUAUCCAAGAGCUGCUUCUUACAUGAAGGGUUUGAGGAGUCGAGAACUCAUUACAGCACAUCAUAUCAUGGAACCUCAUGCUUUGCUUGCAAGUACUUAUACGCUGUGGAGAAAGGAAAUUCAUCCAACUCUGGCUGCUCGAAAUCAGAAGUUACUGAAGAAGCAAUGUUGUGCAACCCAGGUUAGAAUGAAGGAGAUUGGUAUUCCAAUUGCUUCAAAUGCCAUCUUUGCAAUCAGAAAAUAGGGACUCUGGAUUAUAUUCUUUGGUUCUGUGAGUUCUCAAAGUAAGGCGGAAAAUAGAGAAUUGGGAUUAUAUUCUUUGGUUCAGAAAAUGUUUUAUGAUCUGUGGGUAACAACCUACCUAGUGGUUAGAGCUGAACUAUGUAAACUGCACAAUGCCAUUGCUUUUGAUGGUGCAAAAGUGCCUUAAGGGAUAUCAAAAUCAAGGUGCAUUUGAUGAUUCAUGAUAACUUUAUUAGAUUGAAGUGGCAUAUGCACAAUACUUGAGAAGAUUUGGAAAUUCUUGCUUAUUUUGAUAUUCGAAAGAGAGGACUCAAACACUUGUAACCUAUUGAGUGCAAAUGGUCUCCUCAUUAAGAUGAGCAGAUCGCCAGAUUAUGGUGUGCUGUGGUGCUGCAAGGGGUAAUCCACAUCUGCAGUCUAGGCAACGUGUUAAUGCUUCAGAUUGUAGAUUCUUAGUUACUCAGGCCAUUGGCGUGUUUUGUGAUGGUGCUGCAAGGGGAUAUCCAGGUUACGCUGUCUAGGCAACAUCAUUGGUGCAUCAGAUUAUAGAUUGUUUAAGUGCUCAGGUCAUUGGCUUGGGUAUUCAAAGUUGCUACGUGGCUGAGGUCUUUGUUCAUUGGAAUGUAUCUAGGAUCAUUGUGGUGUCGGAUUCUUCAAGUGCAAUUGCAGCUUUCAAGUGUGUAAAUAUUUCCCAGGUGGUCCAAAUUUGGAUGGUAAAGGGUCUGCCCUCUGUACAACGACGGUAUUAUGUUCCGUGAUAAUUUCUGCGAAGCUAAUUUUACUGCUGAUGCCAUGUCCAAACAUUGUGUCUCUUCAACCUGGUAUGAUAGAUUCUUUGGUAGGCCUCACCUCUUGAAUGCCACGGUUCAAACUAUUAUUUAUUUAAUUAUUUUAUUUUAUUUUCUUUUCUGGCCUGGGUGCCUUUUUUCUUC
Molecule: messenger RNA, 2511 nt
Organism: Papaver somniferum (opium poppy)
Lineage: Eukaryota; Viridiplantae; Streptophyta; Magnoliopsida; Ranunculales; Papaveraceae
Exons: 4
Coding region: 712-1362 (216 amino acids)
Biological process (GO): chloroplast organization; regulation of DNA-templated transcription
Cellular component (GO): chloroplast
Molecular function (GO): double-stranded DNA binding
Source: RefSeq, a predicted model, not a curated record